Cloeon dipterum is the source of this 2169-nucleotide messenger RNA. RefSeq names its product TRAF-type zinc finger domain-containing protein 1-like. The record is from RefSeq and is a predicted model, not a curated record. Lineage: Eukaryota; Metazoa; Arthropoda; Insecta; Ephemeroptera; Baetidae. The transcript is spliced from 9 exons. Gene Ontology annotation, cellular component: mitochondrion. Gene Ontology annotation, molecular function: zinc ion binding. Bases 226 to 1857 code for a protein of 543 amino acids.
GAGUUAUGCAGUGCCGUCAGUGCCGAUUAGGUUCGAGGAGGCGGCAUGGCAAGUGGCAUGUUGAAGAUCUUCGUGUGGCUACUGUGACACAGCAGCUCAAGCAUUAUUUGUAUGGCAGGAUAAGACCGCAUUCUCCCUUUGCUGACAAUCUUUUGGAGGCCGAAUUGAUCUCGAUUUUCCGUGAAGGCUGACCACAGGCAGCAAAAAACAAACUCGUCAGGCAGAAUGGAGGAAGAGAUGGAAAUUUGCUCCAACUGCAAGCGUGAGAUCAGGAGUGUUAAUUACGUGACACACUCGGUGCACUGCCACCGCAAUAUCGUCAUAUGCAACAAGUGCAACGAGCCGGUGCCCCGGGCUGAACUCGCUGCGCAUGAUGCUAGUGAACACAAGCUCAGGUCGUGCAGUGCUUGCGGAGCACAGGUUGAGAAGGCCCUCAUGCAGAAACAUGCGAAAGAAGACUGUCCACACAGAAAAAUAACUUGCACAUUUUGUGAACUUGAGCUGGAAGCUAAAGAGGCAAUUGAGCACGUGAGCUACUGCGGAACCAGAACCGAAAAAUGUUCGGAAUGUGGAGAAUUUGUGAUGCUCAAAUACCAGGCACUGCACCUGGACAGUAACCACGGAUUCCUGAAGCUAGAAGAUGAGCCUGGUCCACCUGCCAGUUGGGAAGCCCCUACUAUCAAAGCUAUUGUUAAGGCUGAACCCAGCCGUCCAAUUUUGAAAAGUGCCAUACGUCCAGCUAGCACCGUUCAGGCAGCUAGCAUUAAGAAAUCUGUUCCUAAUACAGUAAGAUUUGCUCCAAUUGAGAAACCAGCGCCUGCUGUUGAGAAACCUCCGGUUGGAAAGUCUGAAGGGCGCCAAACUAGGUUCAGCCACAACAAAAUUGGAGCUGAGGUCAAGCCUAUAGUUCUUGCUAAUCCUGAGUCGGAGUCGAAAACUGAAAAGAACGUUCCCGUCAAUGAUGAGGAGGCUGAUCGCCUUCUCGCCUUUAAAUUAGCUCAAGAUGAAAUGGAGAUGAUGAGCAAAUAUCAACUUGAUGGUAUAUUGCAACAGCGAAGGAAAGUUAUCGAAGCGUCUGAAAAAUCAAAAAUUUCUGUCAUUGAGUCGAACUCAGUCACACAAGAGGAAUUGCAAAAACCCUGUGAAAUCAUGGGAGCUGUUGGUGGAAAGUUUAGAAAGCAGAAAAGCCCUGAAGCCAAAGUGUUGGAAAACGAACCAAGAGCUGAUGAGGAGAAAACCAAAGAUCCUGACAAUACCUUUGAAGAUGUACAAAUUCCAUGCGAAUUUUGUGAAACACUGAUUCCUGCCAGCAGGCUGCUCAUUCAUCAGACUGGUUGUCGACCAGACCUUGCAUGCUACAUACCUUAUAGACCAAACAAAACCAGCAAGCCGGUACAUGAAAAUGAACACGCGACUGGAGAAGCUGAGAAUCCACCAACACGAACAAAGACUAUGAUACCCUGUGAUUUGUGUCACACAAGCAUCCAAGCUAACAUGUUCAUUCAGCACCAGUUGGCUUGUGAAAUCAAGCAUCUCCCUGCCAGAGGAAAUAAACCGAAAGCGCUUGUAAUGCCUCUCUCAGGACGGACUCUGAGAGCCUCCAAUUCCAUUGAAGAGUCCAUUCUGCCUGCUCUGCAAGACCUGGAAAAAGAAGCAGAUGGAAAGCCUGGUCUUCGCCCCUCAUUUUCUGCUAGGGACUAUACUGAAAUGAGCAGAUCAACACAAAGCAACAGCCACUACAGUGAGAAAGCUAAGGAUGAGGAGAAAGUGAAACAGGGAGCUGUACCUAAACAGAAGGCAAGAAGUGAAAGACCCCGCGUUAACUCCCCUGUGCUCCCUCCCACCCGUUAUUACUAACACUUAUGUUUGUUUCACAAUUACAUAACAAUAUUGGUCCCAAAUCAAUCAAGAAAUACAGAGCGCCCCAACCACCUCAACUGGAUAAGUCCAAAGAGCCUUAAGAUGAGAACAAAAUAAUGCUACUUGUAGGUAACUAUGUUUGCUAUUUCUUUUCCCAAAAUAUUUGGAUCAAAUGAUUAAGUGCUGCUUAAAAAUGUAUGCUUGAAACGUAUUUUGCCAAUUUUUUGUUCCUGUAUGACUAUAUAGAUGCAUUUUUUACUUGAAAAACUGCUGGAAGUUUUUGCUAUUAAAAGUUUUGACAUAAAAUAA